AUGAAAACGUUUCUUUCAAAGCCUUCUUCUCAACAUUUCAAAAGACUCGUCUCAAAGAGUUCCAAGCCACCUGUGUUAUUCUCGUCGGAGGCUUUUCCAAGAUUUUUCCACCAAUCCAUUUCAACAACUUUGUUUCCAUCCUCACCAACGGAUUUCAUCCGAGAUAUCAAAACAAGAGGAGUACUUAAUGAUGCCACAUCUGGUUUUGAACAAUUAGUGAAUGAAAUGGCAAAUGGCCAGCCAGGUAAUCAAAAGAAACCCAUUGGAAUUUAUGCUGGGUUUGAUCCGACAGCAUCCGGACUACAUGUAGGAAAUUUGUUGGUUUUACAAACUUUAAAGAGAUUUCAAAAAGCUUUUGAGCCAAACAAGGUACAUAUUUAUUGUCUCGUUGGUGGUGCAACAGGAAGAAUUGGAGAUCCAAGUGGCAGGAAAACAGAAAGGCCACUUCUAGAUGAGGACAUAAUUUCUGGCAAUAUUGAAGGAUUGAAAAGAGAAAUGAACGCCUUUUUUUCGUCAGAAAAUACCAGCAAUGUUACGGUCGUUAAUAACGCAGAUUGGUUAGGAGAAAUGAAGAUGAUUGACCUGUUAAGAAAUGUUGGUAAAUAUUUCCAAAUCACAAACAUGCUCAGAUUAGAGAGUGUGAAGUCUAGAUUGGAAAAUGCUGAUGCUGAAAAUGCAGGAAUGACAUUUACUGAAUUUUCUUACAGUUUAUUUCAAAGCUAUGAUUUCUAUUAUCUAUUUAAUUCAAAUAAUGUGAGACUUCAGAUUGGAGGCUCUGACCAAUGGGGAAACAUCACAAGUGGACUGGAGUUUAUCAAGAAAAAGCAGACAAUGAAUCCUGAGAUGUCCCAAAUAUCAUGCAGUGGAAUGACGAUACCGUUGCUCACAACUGCAGACGGAGUAAAAUUUGGCAAAUCAAUGGGAAAUGCUGUUUGGUUAAAUCCUGAAAUGACAUCACCAUUUGAUUUUUACCAGUACUUUAUGAGAGUUCAGGAUGCAGAUGUUGAAAAACUUUUGAAAGUGUUGACAUUUGUUUCUGUAGAUGGAAUUGAGCAAAUAAUGAAUGAGCACAAAAAACAACCGGAGAAGAGAAUUGCCCAACAAAUACUAGCCGACCAACUGACUCAACAAAUUCAUGGCACGGAUCAGUUGGAGUGUGUUAAGAAAUGUUCUCAGUUGCUUUAUGGAUCCGGAAGUGAAGAAGAGGCGUUAAAUAUACUCAGGAGUCUGUCUAAGAAAGAAAUAUCAACGUUAAUGAAGGAUUCCCCUAGCUCCCAACUGCCUCGUUCAGAACUUCUUUCUAAAUCCAUAGUUGACAUUGCGGUGUCACUUAAGCUUGGUCCAUCCAAGGCUGAACUGAGCAAGCUGAUCAAAAAUGGAGGAUUUUACAUUAAUUACAAAAGACAACAAGAUCCCAAGUACAUUUUAACAAGCGAUGAUUUUGUAGCUGGAGGAGGCACGAUUGCUGUUUUACGGCUUGGAAAAAAGAAUUUUCAAAUCAUUGAAGCCGUUUAA
Messenger RNA from Naegleria fowleri, 1515 nucleotides. RefSeq lists its product as uncharacterized. Lineage: Eukaryota; Heterolobosea; Eutetramitea; Acrasida; Naegleriidae. The record is from RefSeq and is a predicted model, not a curated record. Gene Ontology annotation, biological process: tyrosyl-tRNA aminoacylation. Gene Ontology annotation, molecular function: tyrosine-tRNA ligase activity; RNA binding; ATP binding. The transcript has a single exon. Gene Ontology annotation, cellular component: cytosol; mitochondrion. Bases 1 to 1515 code for a protein of 504 amino acids.